This is a messenger RNA of Vollenhovia emeryi, 6149 nucleotides long. It is a transcript of the gene 5-HT1, whose product is annotated as 5-hydroxytryptamine receptor 2A-like. The transcript is spliced from 10 exons. Gene Ontology annotation, biological process: adenylate cyclase-activating adrenergic receptor signaling pathway. The record is from RefSeq and is a predicted model, not a curated record. NCBI's taxonomy places the organism in Eukaryota, Metazoa, Arthropoda, Insecta, Hymenoptera, Formicidae. Gene Ontology annotation, molecular function: G protein-coupled receptor activity. Bases 2071 to 3366 code for a protein of 431 amino acids. Gene Ontology annotation, cellular component: membrane.
UCGCAAGAUAUGUACGUCCUCGAUCGGAGCGUGCGUCAAGACGUGCGCAUGUUGAUUGAUCGCGAUCGCGAGGACUGACCGAGACAACUUGAAAGUUUCAUCCCCUUUUUUCUUUCUAGUUACCUUCUCCUUUAUUCCUCCAAUUUAAAACUUCUGUUUGCGAUCCACUCAGUCUAUAUUUGUUUCCCAAAGUUUCUGUAAUCAAUUUGAAAAAUUGAAUCGUGACGCUGGAUACGUUUAUAUAUCCAGUUUACAAAGUACUACGGAAUUAAAAUUGCACUUCGUUUUCGCGCAGAUGAAUGAAACUCUCAAGCAUGAACGUGGGUUCAGUGGGUUACAGACGUUAUUUGGCGGACCCAGGGCUAAAUUUCCUACAGGCUGGUUUCACCAACGUCGAUUAACGUAAACCGUGAUUGACUGAGGGUCGGUUCUAGUAACGUCGCUUAAGGCCCUGAUAUCGGUUAAGUCAAUUUUCUCUCUCCCUCUUCAUAUCAUAGAUAGAACUAUAAUCUACAAAGAGAUAGCCAAUUGCCGAGCCAAGUUUACUCGACCCACAUGAUUGAUGUAAUUCGGUCCAACUCCAUCUAUGUUACAAAGAGAGAUGAAUGACGCGAUGAUUAGCGCACUCGGGAAAUAUUCCCGUUGACAAGGUGCCAGAAUUAUGUUCUAUAUUACAUCCGAUGCGAUCCUGCGGCGCGAUGAAGGAUCGAUGAAACCACGGUGAGCGUUAAUCGACGUUAGUCGACGAGCCUAGGAAAAGCGCGUUUUCAGGCUGACUUUUGUCCGUCCCGAAAAAAGACGGUCGACGGCGCGCGGAGAUCGUCCGUCCACUUUCCUGUUCUCUUUGUGCGCCGCUGGUUAUGGUGUAUAACUUGUUGCUCGCGGGCAAACGAACGUGCAGUGACCGCGGAUUGCAAUUUUACAUCUUCGGGCCGGUCGCCGAUGGCAGACUGCCAUGCCCGCUUUCGGAGAUCCUUUUUCCUAGUUGCGUUCCCCGUCUCCGUUCGAUUCGGCGAUAAAAAUGAAGAGCCGUCGACGCGCGUCUGUUACUCGCAAGUGAAGAGGAUGGGGGAGGAAACGAGGCAAAGGGAAGAAAGAGAAGGGAUAGAGCAGAAAUAUCGUAAAGGAUAUAUGGGAUCCUGAUCCCACCCUACUGUCGACCGACCUUCCUCGUUAUUUGCGGCUUAGGACGGCUGCAGAGCAAACAUAGUCGUCGCGACCAUCCUCCGAUAUUUGCCACUGCGAUUAUCCCGCUUUCUCUCGCAAGAUCGUGGAUACUCACCGUGACGACCUCCCUCGACCUCCGAGCCGAGAACUCGAUCGCCAGCCGAUUACCCCAUCGACGGAACACGGCGCACGUGGUCCUCCCUCUUCCGCCGUAAUGACCGGGAUGAUUUAAUCAUUUACUGCACCGGCGAGAGUCACCAAGAUGCUAACACGCUAACGGAGGGAAAACCCGCUACAAAUCAUCGUCGCGAAAAUCGAGCACGACGUCGUCGCUGCGGUGUACUCGCCAUCUCGUCGUUAUGUCCCAGCAUCGUUAACACUGAAGACAGUCUUGUGAUAAAUUUCCGGCACAUAGCGAAAUAAAUUGCAUCGUGGAUCAUCAGAAUACCUUGUCGCGGUCGCACUCCGCACGAUAAUAGACGAGAUACGCGGAGCGGCUCGCGCCGCGACUUGCUCGCUCGAGGGUCGACGACCGAGUGAUAAGCCUGGCGACCUUGUACAUACAUACAACGGGGCGCGGUACGCUGUUAACAAGAAAGAAAAUAAAUACGUACGUACGAAAGGACUGACAUCCCACAAAAAAAAAGAAUCUACACCUCAAAGUCCAUGGAGUUUCGGGGCAGAAAAUUGCGGAGAAUGGGAACUGCGGGAAAUUCUGAGAUAGAGAUGGAAGCGCGCGGGGCGAGUAGCCGGCGUUUAUCGGCCAGGUGUUGACUCCGCGUCUCUCGAAAACGAUGGAGAAAGCUUCGGACCCGCUCUAACGAAUGCGGACUAUGAUACAUUAUUUAACCAGAUGAUGAAUAGCGGCGAACACUGAAGACGGAAAACACACUUUCAGCCGUGAUGGAGACUCCCGUCGAUCAAGCCGCGAACGCAACUGUGGAAAAUCCAGUCUUCAUCGAUGUACCAAUCAUCUUGAGAGCUAUCGUGCUCUGUCUCCUUAUACUCAUCACUAUCGUAGGGAAUCUGUUCGUGAUAGCGGCUAUCCUGUUAGAGCGAAACCUGCAGUCCGUAGCAAAUUACUUAAUUGUCAGUUUGGCUGUCGCGGAUCUUAUGGUCGCCUGCCUCGUUAUGCCUCUCGGAGCUGUUUACGAGAUAAACUCGGCGUGGUCACUCGGUCCGGAGCUCUGCGACAUGUGGACCAGCAGCGACGUUCUGUGCUGCACAGCCUCGAUAUUGCAUCUGGUGGCUAUCGCGGUCGACAGAUAUUGGGCAGUCACCGAUAUCAAUUAUAUACAGGCGAGGAAUCCGAGAAGAAUCGGCAUCCUGAUCGUCACCGUGUGGGUGGUAUCCUUAGGAAUCUCAUUAGCGCCUCAGUUCGGCUGGAAGGAUCCUGAUUAUUUGGUCCGCAUAGCCCAAGGGACGUGUCUCGUGUCGCAGGAUUCUGCAUAUCAGAUCUUCGCAACUUGCGCGACGUUUUAUGUUCCGCUGCUAGUUAUUUUAUUCCUGUACUGGAGGAUAUUCCAAGCGGCGCGAAAGAGGAUCAGGAAGAGGCCCGGCACCAUCCUUCAGCCGCCGCGCGAACGAAGGGGCAUCCUCAGGCUCGUCACGAGAAGCACGCAGUAUUUUAUCUCAAGCGGCUUAGCAUGCUCUAAGAAUUUUUAUCUCAAUGACCAGUGCAGGCCACGAGAACAAAGGCCGCGCGAGGAGUCGACGGCAUUCACCAUCACGAGAACCACGCCGGACCACUCGUCCAUCUCGCCGGAGAAGUCGUCGUCGUACAACGGCGCGAAUGCCACACCGUCGACGACGGUGACGCCGACGGCGGUCUCGACGACGACGACGACCACCACGACGACGACGUUGACGAAUCCGACCAGCACGAGCCAGCAGCAGCCGGUGGUCAAGUGUACGAAGCGCACACGCGAGACGAUCGAGUCGAAGCGCGAGCGUAAGGCGGCAAAGACCCUGGCGAUCAUCACGGGUGCCUUCGUCGCCUGCUGGCUACCGUUCUUCUUCACCGCGCUGCUGCAAGCCACAUGCCGGAUCUGCCAGCCACCCGAGAUCGUGUCCAGUGUGUUCCUGUGGCUCGGAUACUUCAACAGCACCCUCAACCCCGUAAUUUACACUGUGUUCUCGCCGGAAUUUCGGCAGGCAUUCAAAAGGAUGCUGUGCGGUGGUACGCGGGGACUUCGCUGACAGUGGAUUUAAUUCCUUUGCUCCGUGCGCGCGGCCGGAUGAAGAGGAUACGUGAAACUCUUGUAUAUAUAUACAUAUAUUUAUACGCAAUACAUACGUACGUAUGUAUGUAUGUAUUGCAAACGCUUGCUACCCAGCGUUUUCCUCGGUGUUGUGUAAUAUCUGGAUGCCCAACUCUAAAUAUUGUUAUAUUAAGUGGAUACACUUGCGCGGUUACCUGAGAUUUUAGGUGCGGUAGUAAGAAAAAUCAACUGUUAAUGUUACAUUUAUUUUUAAAUACUUUCUCAAACGACGCUCAAAAAGGUUGAGUUGAGAAUGUCUCAUUUUCUGAUGCAAUUAUUAUCUUGUCUUUUUAAUAUAUUCUCUACAUUUUUAUCAACGAUGUAAUACUCUCAUCGAUUUUAGGAUAUAUUGUUCGAAUCGUCUAUCCUUGUACCAAAAUCAAUUCUGCCAGCAUCUAGACAUGACGGACAGCGUCCAACACAAUACUGCUUCUUCCCUCUGCAGCUGUUCCAAAUAAUCGAGCCGCGCGCCGUUACUCUCGUAGAUAUUGUUAAUAAACGCACACGACUCGUUCUCAUAAACGAAUCCAAUUGAAGUUCAACUCACGAUUGGCGUCAAUUACAGUUGACGUUAAUCGACAACGACGAGAUACGAUUCCACCUUAGAAUAUUUUUGCGAAACGCUUCCUUAAAUCACCGAAAAAUCAAACGAACGACAAUGGUACAACAUUGCUCGCGAUUUUUUUAAGCGGGCGGAAAUAUUUCACCACCACUGAAUACUUUAAUUUAUGAAUUUUAUUGAAUUCACCAGAAUCGAAGUCAGAGCACAUUUUAACGCAUAAACUGGACGACACACAUAUGACAAUGAAAGCUCUUGUCGCUCAAGAAAUAAAUAAAUUUAAGGUAUGAUUAUAAAUUUUUUUAUUACAAUUAUUAUAAUAUAAAAAUGAUGUGUAUAAGCAAAGAGCCAUAUGAGUAUCUAAGUAACAUAGAUGCUUAAAAUUCACAAUCUCUAAUAUUUUAUUUAAACGAGGGAAAUGUGGACGAAAGCGUGGAUGGCUCCGUUAAAAGUUUUGGUUUAGCAUCCGUAGCACUUAGACAUAAUGUAUAGUUGACAUAACCGAAGUGAAUGAGAGAGAGAGAGAAAAAAAGAGAGAGAGAGAGAGAGAGAGAGAGAGAGAGAGAGAGAGAGAGAGAGAGAGAGAAAGAGAGAGACACGUCUCGUGUUUUGUCGUCCAGUGAAAAUCCCUUGAGAUGUGCUCUGAUAAUGCGAAAAGAAAAUCGCGAGGGAUGCUCUCGCUGAAUCAUAAUUGUACAGUAUUGUGUAUAAGCGCGCGAUAGUGCUUAGCGAUCAUACUUCCGAGCAUUACUGUUAAAAUAGCUAUGUAUAAAAGUUUUAAAUCUUGGCUUGUCUCCAGGGUACGUGAUGACGUACUUAAUGAUACGUAAUGACAAGCCUGAGUGUACAUUAAUUGAAACCGCGACGAAACGAAUAGGUACGCGGCGAGAUGGACACCCGUCGCGAUCGCGUAUAAAACUCCCACGUUUAAAUAAGAACGCAACCUCAAGCUCGACUCGUACUAGGUACGUCUUACGCUUUUCAACUUGGUUCGAAAGUUAGAAGUACUCUUUGGGAAAUUUCUCAAGCGCAAAAGAUUUCUCGCCGCCUUAUGAAGAUUUGCUUGCGCAACUUUUCUCGUACGGAGUUUUUUAAUAAAGAAACUAAAUAAGGUAUCCCACACAAGCAACAGAAUUGAAUAGAAAGGUUCGCAGCGUUCCCUUUAACGAAUGUUACAGAUUUAUUUUCACGAAUCAAGCGCAAAGUAAAAUAGACGAUAAUCACUAACAAGGGACAAAUAUAAAUUAAUGAGCGUUUUGAGAGUGAGGAGAGCAUGACACGUCACAGUAAAAUAUCGCAAUCUAAGCUUACAUCGUGGAUGCAAUGUUAGAAUCGAAAAAUGAUUUCGCAAUAAAUUACCCCCGUCUGAUAUUUGGAGAUGUAACUUUUAACUUUAGCCUUGCCAUUCAAUUCUGCGUCUUAUAGCCAAACGUAAGCCUUUGAAUUUACUUAGUAGUAGGGUAACAUCCAAUACUAUAAUAUUACUGCAUAACAUGGCGAAUGAUGUUUAAUUUACAGAGCAACGACUGACCGAGAUCUGCGUUCGCAUUUGAAAUGAAUAGGAAUUGAAAAGCGACACUUUUCGUUCGUAAAGUCUACUUCGAAAUGCCGAAAGUGCACGUGCAUUCAUUUCGUUUCUACGUCAACUUACGGGCCACUAGGCGCUCGCUACUUAGAAGUAAACAUAGUUUUAGACUAAUUAUAAUAAUGUAUUAGGCAGAUUGUGAUAAACGGCGACAAUAGCUUUCUCUUCGUCAGAAAUGACAAGACUUUAUUUCACUCAAUUCCAAAUAACGUGAAAUAGACGCGUUCUUCUCGCUUAGGAAACUUAUAAUAAGUAAGAACACAAAAAGUAUAUUUGAAUGUACCUUUUAUUCGUGUAUUCAUGGUAAUUUUCUUUCGCUAUACGUAACUGCUACCAUAUGCUAUAUAACAAUUACUGAACGUAAAUGUAGAUUUAACAAAAGAAGAUUUACUAAUUAAUUAUGGUUUUUAUCGACUCAGACUGCUUAAAUUAAAACUUGUGGAUAAAUUCUUCUCAUUUCUGACGACCAUUGUUGCUGAAAUGACGGCAAUAUCGGAUACGCUUGCGCUAUCUAAUUAUGUCACUGGUCGUCGUUUUACUCACACGACAUGACUAAUAAAAUAUAACGUUUUCUUCA